Vanessa atalanta (red admiral) is the source of this 978-nucleotide messenger RNA. RefSeq lists its product as uncharacterized. The record is from RefSeq and is a predicted model, not a curated record. Lineage: Eukaryota; Metazoa; Arthropoda; Insecta; Lepidoptera; Nymphalidae. The transcript is spliced from 6 exons. The annotation marks the transcript as partial.
UAUAAGCAAACGCCGAACCAACAACAGGCCUACAAACAAAUUCUAGAUGAAAUGGUUGAAAAGAGACAGAAAUCAAUGAAGGAUUCUAUAAGACGCAAUUUGGAAUACGAGCGCAAAAUGCACACGAUGGAUGGACCUUGGGGCAAGCCAGGACCAGGUGGGACGAUUUGGAGGAAUCCUCGAGAUAUUGGCUUAAAUUUCUCUAAGUCUAUGGGUUGGACAAAUAAUGAAAUUUUUAAUAAAUUAAGAGGUGAACACAAGCGACAUAAAAGGUCGUCGCUUACUUUACCUAAAGUAAAGACAGUCGACGAUUAUCCCAAUGAAGAUGAAACACCAAAUAAAGAAAAUAUAAAACCAUCUAGCGUUGAAAAACUACCCAACAUACCCGGUAAACAAUUAAAUCCAGGUAAUAACGACUGUACUGAUGAAAAAUUUAAAAGUGGAGACAAUGAACUUAAAUAUACUUCUAACAAAAAUGGCAGACAAAAACGAAACCCCAAUAAGAGUAAAUUCGUAAAAAGGUUAUCUAAUGGAGAAAGAGUGGCGCGUAGAAUUCCUGAUGAUGACGAGGACAACAGAGAAAGUAAUGCCGUAAACAAAAAACUGACGCCAGAGGCUACAAUACUACGUGUGACGGGAGGCAUAGAACUUGUUCCAUUGUUAGCAAGAAGAAGGCGCGUUGGUGCUCGAACUCUGCCUUCGAGCGAUAUCACACGACCUCCAGAGCAGUCAUGCGAAUGGCGGGAACUUAUGGAUGUAGACUAUUUAAGAGAAUUGAAACAUCAAAUGCGUGUAAAAAGUGAAAAACAAGAGGAGAGGCGCCGCGAUUCAGCCGAGAGCGUCCAGCGACACCACGAGACGUGGGCUUCUCUGUGGGGGCGCCCCGGACACGGCGCGCCGCAACAACGCGGACGAUACGCGCGCAGCAACCUCGCACAACUGCUAUAUGUACCACAUCUCACUAACUCAAACAUAUAG